AUGUCGGCAGAAUCACCUCACACGGAGGGAGAGAAGGAUCCUAAGACCUACGCGGUGCCUGAGACCAAUGGCAACGACGUUGAGCAGGGCGAUCAUGGUAUCGUCGUCAAGGCGAAUCCUCUCUCAAGAGAGUUGAAGGGCCGUCAUAUGCAGAUGAUUGCCAUUGGUGGUGCCAUUGGAGCAGGUCUCUUCGUCGGAUCUGGGGGUGCUUUGGAAACUGGUGGACCUGGUAGUUUGGUACUUGGUUACAUCAUUAUCGGUUCUAUGUUGCUAUGCACAGUUCAAGCUCUUGGAGAAUUGGCUGUCUUGUUCCCCGUCAACGGCGCUUUCUUCACCUAUAUCGUCCGAUUCGUGGAUCCGUCUCUUGGAUUCGCUGUAGGAUGGGAUUACGCGAUUGGCUGGUUGACCGUCUUACCCUUCGAACUCACUGCUGCUGGUAUCACGAUCCGGUUCUGGAGAGACGACAUCAAUAUCGGUGUGUGGAUUGCCGUAUUCUUGUUCCUGCUCUGUGUUAUUCAAAUCUUCGGUGUCCGUGGAUAUGGCGAAGUCGAAUUCAUCCUCUCCACGAUCAAAAUCAUGGGCUGCGCCGGAUUCAUCAUCCUUGCCAUUAUCAUUGAUUGCGGCGGAGUUGGUAACCAAGGAUACUUGGGCGCGAAAUACUGGCACAACCCAGGAGCGUUCAACAACGGAUUCAAGGGCUUCUGUUCAGUCUUCGUGGUUGCUGCAUUCGCAUUCGGAGGCACUGAGCUUGUUGGCCUUGCCGCUGCCGAAGCUGCGAAUCCCCGAAAAUCACUCCCACAGGCUACAAAGCAGGUGUUCUGGCGUAUCAGUUUCUUCUACAUCUUGUCAUUGUUCCUUCUCGGAUUGAUUGUGCCGUCUGAUAACCCGAACUUGUUGAACUCCUCGGGAGCGAACUCCAAGUACUCCCCGUUCGUUAUCGCCAUCCGUCUUGCUGGUAUCAAAGCGCUCCCUUCGAUUUUUAAUGUUAUCAUCACCAUCUCCGUUAUCAGUGUCGCUAACUCGUGCACUUUCGGAUCUACUCGCACAAUGCAAGCUCUUGCUGAGCGAGGGAUGGGACCAGCUUUCUUGGCCCAUGUAGACAAGCACGGCCGACCUAUCUGGGGUGUCGCUAUCCAGCUUCUUUUCGGACUUCUCGCUUUCAUCGGAGAGGCAAAGAAUGCUACUACUGUUUUCAACUGGCUCUUGUCCUUGUCUGGUCUCUCAUACUUCUUCGUUUGGGGAUGUAUCUGCCUGGCCCACAUCCGAUUCCGAUCUGCGUGGAAGGCUCAAGGUCAUGUCAAGGCGGAGCUUCCGUACGAAGCUAUCUUCGGUGUCGUGGGUAGCUGGUAUGGCUUCCUCCUCAACAUUCUUUGCAUGAUUGCAACCUUCUACACAGCCCUUUACCCUGUCGGUGGAAAGCCAGACCCUCAAGCAUUCUUCCAAUCCUACCUCGCAGGUCCGAUCAUCGUCGCCCUCUUUAUCGGAUGGAAGCUGUACUCCCGAAUCUGGUCCUGGUACGUCCCUGCACACGAGAUGGACAUCACGUCCGGCCGCCGCUCCCUCGAACUUGACCCUGAUGACAUGCCGCCAAAGAAGACGUGGAGGAACAUGCCAAUGCGCGCGGUGCGUGCGUUGUUCUAA
Molecule: messenger RNA, 1641 nt
Organism: Hyaloscypha bicolor E
Lineage: Eukaryota; Fungi; Ascomycota; Leotiomycetes; Helotiales; Hyaloscyphaceae
Product: amino-acid permease inda1
Exons: 6
Coding region: 1-1641 (546 amino acids)
Biological process (GO): amino acid transmembrane transport
Cellular component (GO): membrane
Molecular function (GO): amino acid transmembrane transporter activity
Source: RefSeq, a predicted model, not a curated record